GUUUUUAACAUUUUUCGACACAGAAAAUCCUUUGAAUUUCUGUUUAAUUAUCCUAUUUAACUAUUUCCUGUGUUUUAAGGGUGAUAUCAAUUCGUAUCCCAGCUACCGCCGUCGUUCGCUUUAUAAAAGUAAGCCCGGAAAGUGCAACAAACUUGAAAAACCACAGCGCGAAAAGAUCUGGAAAAGAUCGGACCGGAUUGAAAACGCGAAAAACUAUUUCUCUGCUCUGCGAGAAGCCAGUUCAUCGUUCAUUGCCAAAUCGUUUAGAAAUCGCUGAAGAAAAGUGGAAAUUCUUAACAUUUUGGGCCUUUUUCGUGCGUGAUAAGAACAAAUUCAAGCGAUUUGCCCCCUCCCCCAAAAGGUCCCCUUGGCUGCCGAGAUGUGGUGUUUCGCGCAAAGCAUACCUUGAUAAAUGAUGCAUAGGGUAUCCUAGAUCUCUAGCCUCCGCUUUUUAUCGUAAAACCGUGCAGCAGGCUCUGCUUCAUCGGGAGCUUUACUGUAUUUGAAGUUUAAAUAAGGAUUGUCUUUUUUUAGUCGGCUGAGAUUCACUCUUGGUUGCGAAAGUUUUUUUUAAACAUUUUUUCAUGCACGUUGAUGUGUUUGACGUUGAUUCAGAGGCCUCGAUCACCACACUUGCACCAGCACCUUUCACGAGGAAUUUGGCAGAACUGAUGCUUCGCGAAUGAACAUGUUAUGACAACGAGGAUAAAUUGCUGCUGCUGCUCCAGCUGUUGUGUGUUGUGUAGCACUGUAAAGCAGAGCACGCGCUUAUAAAAUGCACGAACUAUUUACAACGGUCCUAUCGAAAAGGGACCUCUCCCGGGCCGGAGAACUGUUUUCGAUUGCCGAUUACGAGAUUGUGAACGACUUAACGGAAGUGUUGGAAGAGAUUUGCAGCAUUAUCUCGCAGGAAGACUAUCUGCAGAGCAGCAACGAUCAGUCGGUGAUCGAGAUCUGCAUCAAUCGGGUAACUUCGUGCAUCAAGAAGACAAACACGAUCGAGAAGCACUGCGGUGGGCUGGUGAAGCUGCUGCAAACCUGUCUGCGCUACAAUCUGCAACCGUCGGGGAAGGAUGUCGAUCCACCCCAUGCCAAAAUCUCCUCCGACAUCAUCUCCAGCAUCUUUCUGAACUAUAAUAAGCAGAUCGUGAUGGAGGUGACGCUGCCGGUUGCGGUGAAGUUUCUCAACCUUGGCAACUUGGAGCUAUCGCGUAACCUCGCCAGUUACCUCUCGUCGGCAGCCAUCGAGUACUCGUUUCUGCUAUCACCGCACGUGCACGUCAUACUCGAGUCGCUGCUCGCCGGCAACUACGGGCUGUGCCAUGUGUUGUCGCAGAUCUAUGAGGCCACCCCGGAACCGAUCAAUGCCGUUGGGCCCAAGUUUGUUGAGAUUGUUCCGCGAUGCGAUCUACAGGAGCAGCUCGUCAUCCUGCAGCUGCUGGUGACGAUCGCUAAACAGAAACCGUCCUGCCUGACCGAAAGCAUUCCAUCGCUGCUCGAGCUCGCCAUCCGUCCACCGCUCUCGGCUGCGGCCCUGCUUGUGCUGCUUAAGCUAGCGGAAGCGAAACCGAUCAAGCUGGCCGAGUACACCGAAGCGUUCAAGGUGAUCGCCUACAGUGUACCGCAAACGGUUGGCUUCGCCGCUCAAAUACUGUCCGCGAUCGGGCGCUCGGGCAAGGAUAGGGCUCAGGUGGCGCUCGAUUUCGUGCUGGAGCAUUUGCCGCGCGCCGAUCGGCCCCUGCAGACGAUCCUGCUCAACGAAGCCACCAAGCUGUGCACCAAGUAUCCGGUUCUGUUUACCGAUAAGGUUACGUCUGUCGUGCGGCAGCGUCAGCUGAGCAACAGCCAGAUCAAGCACACCACCUCUGGUGGCGUAACGAUCGUGAAUCUAAACACUUCGGCCACGCUGCCCACGAUAGGUUCCACAGAGCGACCCCUUUCGUACGUACAGGCUACAACGACGACAGCGAAUAACGGUCACAAUGGAUUCGCGAGUGCCGCGCAUACUAUGGGAUCCUCUGUGAGCGGUGCCGUCGCUGCCCAUCACCAUUCACACCAACAGCAGCAACAGCAACAGCAGCAGCAGCAGCUGCUGCAUCACCAUCAUCAUCAUCAUCAUCAUGACCAAGGCCGGGCAAUCAUUUCCAAAACACCAAACGUCGCCAUCGUCAGCAAUCACAGUCCGAUGUCGAAAACGGUGAUCAACACCUCGAACGGUACGACGCUCAGCUCCACCAUCCAUCCCGCUCUGCUUACCAACUUCAUCAACACCGCCAAUGGCGUUCAGAGCACUCCACCGUUAACCAACGGAACUGGUGUCGUUUCGCCGACGCCACAUCACACAGGCUACACCCGGAACCGCCCAAAGCUUGGCGAUUCACGCAGUACCGGUCGGUUGCACUCCGGAGGGGGUGGUAGCGGUGCGGGUGGCAAUAAGAGUACGACGCGCCUCAACAAUGCCGGUGGUUCGAUGGGUGGUCUGCACAAGGCACGGCUAGGAUCAUCAUCCCAACUGAUCAACCAGUUCAGUGGAGGAGACUUUGGAACAACGACUGGCAAUGGUGGUGGUGGUGGUGGUGGCGCUGGUGUCGUGCUGCUUGAUCAGGAGAAAAGCAAUGGGACCAUGGCUGGUGGUGGUGGUGGCGGCCUAGUCGGAAGUCCGAUUGCAUUGCCUUCCAAUGGUAACGCCACAUGCACGACUGUGGAUGGUUCCAGUAGCAGUAGCAACAAUGCGAUCAUCAACAACCGCCACAACUCGAGUGGUAACGUCGCGAUCAAAGGUAUCGGUGGGACGGUGGAUCGUCCGGUCGUUAGUCUGCUGCACAGCAGCCUGGCCAUACCACCGGUACCACCACCACUCAGUCAGCACGUUACGAUAACGGGCGAGAACAAGUGGGGCAUUCCACAGACGAAGAUCACUUCCUGUGGCGUCACGGUGAUGACGACCUCACCGACGGCACGCACUCCUCGGCCCUACUCACACGGUGGCCCUUCGAACACGACGACAGCCACGCUGCUAGGUUCGACCGGUGCCCUCGGUAAGAGUUCGCUCGGUGGCCUCAACCAAUCGACCGGUUCCAUCGGCAUACAGGUGCAUCACGCUUCGCCCGCAUCACCGAACACGAACCUUGGCUCGCCAACGGCAUCGAUCCCAGCGUCGGCGACCACGACCUCGGCGACGACGACGACGACGAUGCUAUUCAACAAUCAUUCCCAGCAAACGUCGCCCCAGCUCACACUAUCGUUGCACUCGAGCGAUGAUCCGACGUCUGCCCGUGAUCAGGUGAUCGUGUACGGGCCGGAGACGGUCACCACGCGCCAUCACGCACGCCCCGACAAUCGUAGCGUCACGAUCCUAAAUGCUUCCUCAUCGGCCGGCACAAUGGUAGGCGGUACGAACCCACGCAUGAGCGUAUUCGAACCGUACCCGAUGCGAGACACGAUCCAGCAUUUCUGCGAGAAGCAUCUCGAUAAGAUCAAAGCGUACACGGAGAGUGUUGCGCAGCGGAUUCCACCGCCGGCCAAGUGCAUCAUUGAGGAGCGGCGAGCGAAAAAGACGGCCAAGCUGCACUUUGCCUGUCAAGUGCGUGGUCCGCACUGUCUCUACGCGCGCACGAUGUUCACGAUGCGGACACGCAAUCCGCGCACCUGGAUCCAUCUGAUGUUUCUCGAUCUACAGGCGCGGGCCCCUAAGAACGCGCUCAGCAGCUGGGAUCCGAGCGUGAGCCGCCUUAAGCACUGCUGGGAUACACUCAAGUGCGAAAAUCGAACGUUCAUUACGCUCGUGACGAGUGCAUUUCCGAGCUGCAAGGAACAGGAGGCACUAGUGAACGAGCUGCGCCAUGCCGGGUUCUUUGAUGUGUUCGAAAUGGGUCCCGCUAGCCACGGACCCGACGGUGGUAACGUGAGUGAGCUCGGCUGCGAACAAGGAUCAUCCCCGACGGGGUUGGGACCUCCAGGUGUGGCACUGUCCACCGGCACGAACGCUACCACCACUGCGGGCACCGGUAGCACGGUCAAGGGUUCAACGAUAGGACCGGAGGGAAGCGUAGAGGCGAGUAGCAGCGAGGAACUGGACGAGGGUCUCCAGUGGGGCUGCUUCCUGUGUCACCAUCCGGAGAAGGCAAUCGGUUUUCUGCACGGCAACAAUCAACCGGUGAUUGAGGGACAGCUGAAGGAGAAGAAGGGUAAAUGGCGCUUGUUCCGUCGGUGGCGCACACGCUACUUUACCCUCUCGGGAGCCCAUCUCUCCUGUAAGGGGUCCGUCAGUGAGGCUGGCGGAGAGAGCAUCGAUGUGAACCAGAUACGCUCGGUAAAGGUGUCCCGGGGUGCUCGCAACAUACCGAAGGCGUUCGAGAUCUUUACCGGCGACCAGACGCUCAUCCUGAAGCCCAAGGAUGGCAACAAGGCGGAAGAGUGGGUGCAGUGUUUGAGCAUCGUGCUGGCACAUUCACAGGCGCGUGAUAGUCCGACGACUCGCACCAACAGCCUUCCGGCACGUAGCAUCGGGAACAGUCGGACCGUUUUCUAAUCCAUGGGCCGUCCAACAUAUCAGCACUGGAGGGAAAAGACUACGACGAGAAACAGGAGUACUUAACAGCCUUAACAAGCAUCUCUGCUGCUCAUCAAACUCGGUGCGACAGUUACGUACUUAGGUGCCGCUUUCACGAGAAGAGGCCACAAAGGGAACCGAACAGCAGAGCAGCAGCUGAGCCUACCUACCCUCCACGUUAUGUGUUAAGCGUUUUAAAACCGAGAUUUCAGCAAAGGCAAUCGAAAAUCGAUUAGUGAGAAUGGCCUCUUGGCGAGGAUCGCUAAACGAACGCCGCGCCAAGCGUCACACCAGCGGUUGCGCUGUGUUGUGUUCGACUUAUAUUAGAAAUACUUAAGGAGACCCCCAGCACCCCAGCUUUUGGGUGGUGGCAGAUUAACGACGUAUAACGUGUUUUUUUCCAUUUUACAACUCCGUGCUAAGGGAAAGAGAGGGCGAUGCACAGUGCACAAUCCGUAUUCCUUUUUCAACGGAGAUAAUUUAUUAACGCGUUUUGUUCAUAAUGGAUUGUUUCCAGAGCUUCCAUUCUAUCA
Messenger RNA from Anopheles darlingi, 5085 nucleotides. RefSeq names its product protein melted (gene melt). The transcript has 8 exons. NCBI's taxonomy places the organism in Eukaryota, Metazoa, Arthropoda, Insecta, Diptera, Culicidae. Gene Ontology annotation, molecular function: phosphatidylinositol-5-phosphate binding. Gene Ontology annotation, biological process: regulation of signal transduction. The record is from RefSeq and is a predicted model, not a curated record. Gene Ontology annotation, cellular component: plasma membrane. Bases 776 to 4531 code for a protein of 1251 amino acids.